UUUUUGGUAGAAACGGGGUUUCAGCAUGUUGGGUAGGCUGGUCUUGAACUUGUGAUCUCAAGUGAUCUGCCCGCCUCGGCCUCCCAAAGUGCUGGGAUUACAGGCAUUUACAGUUAUUCUUGAGAACUACAAGCAAGAAAGGAGGGGAGACCCAGGUCAGUUCAAGGCCACUGGGAGAACUGUCCUGCACGGCCUGCCUCUGAAGCCCAUGAUGUUUCUGCUUUGUGGGACAGUUCUUCAGGUGCCUGCUUCCCCAGGCCUUCCCCUGUGCUGUCUCUCCUGCACACACCAUCUGACUGUCCUCCCAGCACGUACACCUCCAGAUGCUUGGGUUGCCCCGACCCAAAACGGUCUACUCUCCCGGCCAAGCCAAUUGCCCCUGGGAUUUUCUGCUCCUCCAAGAUCCAGCGCAUAGCCCUGGUGGUGGCUCAUGCCAGUACCAUCCUUGGUUACUCCGGAUACUGAGGCAGCAGGAUCGCUUGAGGCCAAGGAGUUCAAGACCUCCCCUCUCCCAAAUAUUUUUAAAUGAAAUUAAAAGGAAGAUCUAGCCCAAGUGCCUCUUCUCCCCUACUGACUCCCACACUCUUACAACAGAUGACCUCACAGCACUGGGCGCACGGCUCUGGUGUCCAGCAGGCAAGGAAUUAAUUAAGCCUUGCCUGUCCUGGCCGGUUGGCUUACCUCUCUCCUGUCAGAAUGCAACCUGACUUUGUGCACCUAGAUGUCCCCAGCGCCCAGUUCUGAGCCAGGCACGUCAAAUGUCAAGUAAUUGACUGAACUAAGAGCUCCUGGAUAGGUCCGGGAACUCGCCCGGGCACAUGGUGCCAAAAGGCAGGCAGCCCGCCCCGCGGGCUGGGGAAAGAACCGACAGGCGGCCGCGGUGAGCCCCCGGGCGCCCGACAGGUGGCGCCGCAGCCCCGGGCCCGGGCCCUCUCCGCGCGUGGUCACGCAGCCCCUCUUCCUUCCGCCGGCUCCGGACUCACAGUGAGCCCUGCGCGCGUCUCUUACUCGGGUCUGUGCCCCGCGCCGCGCUGGGCGCCAUGGCGCUCCCCAGAGCCCGGGCCCGCGGCUGGGCGGCAGCCGCCAGAGCGGCCCAGAGGCGCCGCCGCGUGGAGGGCGCAGGAGGGUCCCUGAGUCCUGAGCCUGCGGGCCGGCGCGCGGCGCUUUACGUACACUGGCCUUACUGCGAGAAGCGCUGCAGUUACUGUAACUUCAACAAGUACAUCCCUCGCGGCGUAGAGGAGGCUGCCAUGCAGAAGUGUCUGGUGACCGAAGCGCAGACGCUGCUGAGGCUCAGCGGGGUGCAACGGGUGGAGUCUGUGUUCUUUGGUGGGGGGACUCCCAGUCUAGCCAGUCCCCACACGGUAGCUGCUGUCCUGGAGGCUGUGGCACAGACAGCCCACCUGCCUGCAGACUCGGAAGUCACGUUGGAGGCUAAUCCCACUUCAACUCCAGGCUCCAGACUGGCAGAGUUUGGGGCAGCAGGGGUCAACAGGUUGUCCAUAGGCCUCCAGUCCCUAGAUAACACUGAGCUCCGGCUGCUGGGACGGACGCACUCGGCCCGCGAUGCUCUGCGGACGCUGGCAGAGGCCCGGCGCCUCUUUCCCGGGCGAGUGUCUGUGGACUUCAUGCUGGGGCUGCCGGCCCAGCAGGUGGGGCCGUGGCUUGGGCAGCUACAGGAACUGCUGCACCACUGUGACGACCACCUCUCCCUCUACCAGCUGUCCCUGGAACGGGGCACCGCACUCUUCGCCCAGGUGCAGCAGGGUACCCUUCCAGCCCCUGACUCGGAGCUUGCAGCCGAGAUGUACCAGAGGGGCCGGGCUGUCCUUCGGGAGGCUGGCUUCCGCCAGUAUGAGGUCUCCAACUUUGCCCGGAAUGGGGCGCUCAGUACCCACAAUUGGACUUACUGGCAGUGUGGUCAGUACCUUGGCAUUGGGCCUGGGGCCCAUGGGCGAUUUAUGCCCCAGGGGGCUGGAAGCCACACCCGGGAGGCUCGCAUCCAGACACUGGAGCCUGACAACUGGAUGAAGGAGGUGAUGAUGUUCGGCCAUGGCACCCGGAAGCGUGUCCCCCUGGGCAGGCUGGAGCUGCUGGAGGAAGUUUUGGCCCUGGGGCUACGCACCGAUGUGGGGAUCACUCACCAGCAUUGGCAGCAGUUUGAGCCCCAGCUGACCCUGUGUGACGUGUUUGGAGCGAACAAGGAGGUGCAGGAGCUGCUGGAGCAGGGCCUACUGCAGCUGGAUCACAGGGGUCUUCGGUGUUCCUGGGAGGGUCUGGCUGUGCUGGACUCUCUCUUGCUGACCCUCCUGCCUCAGCUCCAAGAGGCCUGGCAGCAGAGAACCCCCUCCCCUGUGCCAGGAGGAUGACCAAAUGUUCCUGUGUUCCAGGGUAACGCCAGGAAAUUACCUCCCCAAGAGAAGCCUUCCUUCCUUUGGAGUAAGGUCCUACGACAGCUGGAUGAGUCAGGAAAACCAUGUCCCCUCCAGGUAUUAUUCAUAUCAGCAGGAAGGGAUCUACUAUAGGAAUGAAGUAUUUAUACAACCACUGAAAGGGAUAGAGAAGUGAAAAUUGGAGAAAGCCAGUAGCAACUGUCAGAAAUCAGCAACGUGCAGGAGGCACAGAAAACUCCUGCUGAUGGUCUUAGCUUCCAGCUGCACAAAAGCAGAUGAUGUACAGGAAAAUGCUCAGAAGAUGCUCCAAAACUCAUGCCUACUGUCUGCUACUGCUGGAAAAGGAAUCAUGGUUUCUAGAAGUGCCUCUCAUUAGUGGACUUUAAAGCAAAUCCUGGCUGGCAGGAAAUUCUGAGGAAUAUAGUUCUUAGGCUUCCAGCCUCUACCAUGCAGGAGAGAACACAGAAGGACUGAUGUAUGUUGGUGGAUCCAUGUAUGUGUCCAGCACAGUGGCCUGCUGGACUCUGAGAACUGGAAAAGAUCAGAGCAAGCCUUGCCUCUUAUCUUCGGGAAACCAGAAUAAAUUUGGGGUGGUAGGAGCCACACAGACUCUCCUGAGUCCCCUCACCCACUUCCUUCCCACUGUGCCUUGCCUUUGAGAGUGAAGGUGGGUGGAGUUGCCCAGAGAAAGGGGAGAGAAUUCCUGAAAGACCCAAAGUGUUCGUAAUUCUCCUUUGUCCUUUUACCUACAGAAAUGGUCACAUGGUUCUAUUAAAUAGCCUAAUAAACACAUCUGGAGCCUG
Messenger RNA from Piliocolobus tephrosceles (Ugandan red Colobus), 3196 nucleotides. It is a transcript of the gene RSAD1, whose product is annotated as radical S-adenosyl methionine domain containing 1. The coding region runs from base 1041 to 2369 and encodes 442 amino acids. Gene Ontology annotation, cellular component: mitochondrion; cytoplasm. The record is from RefSeq and is a predicted model, not a curated record. Gene Ontology annotation, molecular function: 4 iron, 4 sulfur cluster binding; coproporphyrinogen oxidase activity. Gene Ontology annotation, biological process: porphyrin-containing compound biosynthetic process. The transcript has 10 exons. Lineage: Eukaryota; Metazoa; Chordata; Mammalia; Primates; Cercopithecidae.